AUGGCUACCGAAAUCGAGCCGGCGGAGAUCCCUCCUGUGCUGGGAGUCCUCCCAGCAUACGGACAGGAUAGAGAAACCCACCUGAAGAUGGUUCCACGUGCCGAUGGUGCUCGCGCUCGGUUAGAUCCGAACGUCACCCUCGAGGAGUACAUGUACUGGGCCAAUAUUGAGCGUCAGCUGGAAGAGGAGGAGAACCGUCAGUACGUGCUGGAGCGUGGGCCUCUGACCGUCGGCAAGGUCAUCCAGAACCGUUUCUCCAAGGGCGUCCACCAUGACCGUGAGAAGAAAGGUGCCCAGAAUAGCCCGCAGAUUGAUGGUGAAAAGGGCAUGGUCGCAUCUACGCCCUCGGACUCGUCCCUGGCUGUUAGCGAUGAGGAAUGGAGAAAUGCGUCUCGCGCCCUCCGAACAGCCGGUUGGGGUACCAUCUUCUAUCUGAUCACCACCGACGUACUGGGCUGGGCAAACGCACCGUUUGUCUUUGCAAGUGUGGGAUACGGUCCUGCCGUGGCUUUGUUCAUUGUUUUUGGUUGCUUCGCUGGCUUCAGUGGCUGGAUUCUGUGGAGGGUGUUUCUAGAGCUCGACUCGACGCGCUAUCCCUUGAUCAACUUUGGUGACACCUACUAUCGUGUUUUUGGAGCGUGGAGUCGUCAUUUGGUUAACAUCGGACAGUCGCUGCAGCUGCUGAUGUCGGUGUCCGUGCUGGUUCUGGGAAACGGCCAAAUCCUGGCACAGCUGACCAAUGAGAGUAUUUGUUUCGUAGCUUGCAUGAUCAUUAUGAUGGUUAUCGGCAUGGUCUGUGGAAGCAUUCGGUCCUUGCAACGUCUCGGAUGGCUGACCAACGCCGCCGUCUGGUUGAACAUCGCGGAUUUCAUCAUGAUCAUGGUCGCGGCUGGUGGCAAGUUUGGAAUCGACUACAGUGCCGUCACACAGUCCUCCUUGAUCAAAGCCAUAGAGCCUGUCAAGGUCUUUGCGGGACCUCCCCCAAACCAGUACCAGAUUCAGGCCACUGGGUUUUCGGGACAGUUCACUGGUGUUGACCAGAUGGUUUACAGUUAUGGUGGCGCUAUUUUGUUCAUCUCCUUCCUGGCUGAGAUGCGCCGUCCGUGGGACUUUUGGAAGGGGUUGCUGUGUGCCCAAUUGUUCAUCUGUUUGGUCUACAUUUUCUUCGGUGCUUUUGUCUACAGCUUCUACGGUCAAUACUCCAUCUCCAACAUCUACAACGUUGUCGAGCCCAAAGGUCUACAAGAGGCAGUUAAUAUAGUCUACUUUUUGACCACUAUAAUCGCUUGCAGUACGGUUCCUCGUUUCUCAUUCUUUACAAGAAAACCUCCGCUGACCAACUUAGUUCUGUACUUCAAUAUCGGCAUGAAAUCUGUCUACCAGCAAAUCUUCAUGGAAAUUUUCAACUGCCCCGACAUCUCCACUAAACGCGGCCGCUUGCUGUGGUACGGCCUCGGCCCAAUUUACUGGAUCAUCGCCUUUGUGAUCGCCGCUGCCGUUCCCAACCUGAGUGGAAUUUCCAGUAUGGUCGGCGCGGCCCUAAUUCUCAACUUCACUUAUACCCUCCCGGGUGUUCUAUACGUUGGAUUCCGGUGCCAGAAGGACGCCGCACUUCCGGGCGAAGGGUAUGACCCUGCGUCUGGUGUAACAACGCGCCAUGAUUCGGGCAUGCAGCGAUACGUUCGUGGUUUCAAGAAGCACUGGAUGGUGAAUUGUUUCUGUAUCUUCUAUUUCUGCGGUGGAUUGGCAUGCUCCGGUAUGGGCAUGUGGGCUGCUAUUACCGGUUUGAUCGAGGAGUUCGGACCCGGUGGUACAGUGGCUACGUCGUUUGGGUGUGCUGCACCUGUUUAA
This is a messenger RNA of Aspergillus luchuensis, 1851 nucleotides long. RefSeq names its product putative amino acid transporter. Lineage: Eukaryota; Fungi; Ascomycota; Eurotiomycetes; Eurotiales; Aspergillaceae. Gene Ontology annotation, biological process: amino acid transmembrane transport. Gene Ontology annotation, molecular function: amino acid transmembrane transporter activity. The record is from RefSeq and is a predicted model, not a curated record. Gene Ontology annotation, cellular component: vacuolar membrane. The coding region runs from base 1 to 1851 and encodes 616 amino acids. The transcript is spliced from 5 exons.